AUGUUGAAGCUACAUGUGGUACUCCUAAUAACUGCAUUUGGAACACUAACUAUAUUUCUAAGUGGCGAAUUUAUAUCUGAUUAUUUAUCGUUAAUGAUGUAUAGGGAAAUAAAUGGUAGUGAUAUAUGGAUAAGAUCAGCGGAAAGACAAAACAACAUAUGCGCUACAUUUCAACGAUUAAGCAAUGCUAUUAUUGAAAUAGAUGUCAAAGGGCAUAGUAUUCAAUUAAUACAAAAUAAACAAAACGCUCCAAAACAUUUAAAUGUAUUCGUCGUUCUGCACUCACAUGUUGAUCCCGGAUGGUUGUAUACAUUUGAAGAAUAUUACAGUACUUCAGAUCAUCCGGUUCGAAAAAUUUUAAACAAUAUUGUAAAUUCACUUAGAAAAUAUCCUAAGCUACGAUUCAUUUGGUCUGAAAUGUCAUUCUUAGAACGAUGGUGGUCAGAAGCUAAUACUACUUAUAGGAAUUAUUUUAAAAGCUUAAUAGAUGAAGGCCAUUUGGAAAUUAGUGGGGGCCAUUGGGUAAUGAAUGAUGAAGCAACUCCAUAUUUUUGGGAAGCAAUCGAGAAUAUCAUCGUUGGACAUCAAUAUGUACACGAAAUAUUAAACAUUACACCAACAACAUCAUGGUCAGUUGAUCCAUUUGGUCAUGGACUUAUGAUGCCAUAUCUGAUGAAAUUAGCCGGAAUUAAUCAAAUGGUAAUCGGUCGAAUUAAUUCAAAUAUCAAAAAUAUAUUGAAGCAACACCAUCAGCUACAUUUCCGCUGGGCGCAAAAUUGGGAUUCGCAACUUCAUUGGGCUCCACUUGUUAAUGUAUUGCCAAAUGCAUAUUACACAGUAACUAGUGCUUGCGGAACAGAUGAAAUGAUUUGUUGCCAGUUCGAUGUUUCUAAGACAUCUCGGUCAAGCUGUAUGGAACGGGCAAAAGUUGAUAAUGUGCAAAAAAUUGCUUUAUAUGGUGAGCGAAUGGCAAAUCAGUAUCGCUCAUUACAAACAUUUUACAAUUCAGAAGCAGUAUUAGUAGCUGCAGGCGAUGAUUUCCUCUAUUCAGACUCUGAUGACUUGAAAAUUGUUCAUCGUGUUUACAGUGCGCUAUUCAAAUAUAUUAAUCGAAAUUAUGAUCGCUUUAACAUGAGGGUGCAAUUUGGUACGGUAGCGGAUUAUUUCAAAUCACUGAAAGGAAACGCGAAAAGGCGAGCUUCCAUACUUAGUGGUGAUUUCUUUCCUUACAUGGAUAAUGCAUUUAGUAAUGCACCAUUCUGGACUGGCUUCUACAAUCAUCGAGCAUACUUCAAAUGCUUCGAAAGAAUUAUUCAAAGAGAGCUUCGUUUGGUGGAUUUAUUAAGUGUCGCAAUCGGGAUUUAUCUUAACAGUGAUGUGGAGAUUGCACGAAGGAAUCUAGCACUUAGUAUACAUCAUGACGCAAUUACGGGUACCAGUAAACGUCAUGUUAUGGAUGAUUAUAUGUUAAGAUUACGGUCAGCUUUACAUAUAAUAUUAAAAGAACAGGAAAGGUUGUUAAGCAUUUCUGAUGAGACUUUCACAACACUGUUUGUUAAUAAUUCGGUAAAAACAAAAGGGAUGUACUUACCUCGCAUAACUUUUUCAUUUGCCGAUGGUAUCGAAAGUUACAAAAUUCAAAUUGUUAGUCAAAAAACAUUCUCAACAAUGGAAUUAGUUAAAAUCAAUGUAUCAUCGCCGUUUAUUACUGUAACACAUAAUGAUAAGUUAUUAACAAUACAAGUGGUACGAAUAUUAAAGCAAUCUGAUCUUUUUGAAUUAGUUUACAAUGACGGAAGUAUGGAAACAAAUUUUGCUUUGUAUUUUAAUCGAAUUAACGAUUAUGGUGGUGCAUAUACCAUGGUAUCAGCAGGACUAUCACUUGAGAAUAUCACUGAUAAAAAUCGAUUAUCACCAACCAUUAUUCAAGGUCCAAUUUAUUCAAGUAUAACACAGCAAUUAUCAUCACAAUUAGCAUAUAGUAUUACCAUUAUUAACUCAACAGAUGAUAAUGCUCGUUCAAUUCAAAUUGAUCUGUUUACAAAUGUUACUUUAUCACCUGGAUAUGAUAGAAAGAUGAAAUUGGAAGCGAAUAUUUAUCCAAUGAUAACCGAGACUGUAAUCGAAGAUGAUAAGCUUCGUUGCACUGUUCUUGGAGCACAAUCAACUGGUGUUACUGCUAAAAUGGGUUUAGUUACUCUAAUGGUAGACCGAGAAAUGUAUAAUGAUGAUGGGAAAGGUUUGGAUUAUUACGAAGCUAGUGAGAGUCAUCCAUCUCAUCUGCGAUAUCGAAUUAUUUUUGAACCAAAAACAUCAGAAAUGAAAAAUUUUGAUGAUUUGAAAACAAUUGACAAAAACGAACUAGAAAAUAAAAGUUCACCAAUGAAUACGAUGUAUCAUUCACAACUUGUGCAACAAACAUUGGAGGAAUUACUUUAUCCCGCUGCUCUAUUCUUAUCAUCAAGCAUCAAUUCAACUGAUAAUAAUGAAAUGUCAUCAGUAUUAAUCGAUUUGCCACGUUUACCUGAUAACAUUCAACUUAUCACUAUUCGAUAUAUAGCACGAAAAACAAUAUUAUUAUCAAUGCGUCAGUUACCAUAUGAUUGUUCAGUAGAGCUAUAUUGUAAGAGCGACAGUAAUACGGUAUGA
Molecule: messenger RNA, 2649 nt
Organism: Brugia malayi
Lineage: Eukaryota; Metazoa; Nematoda; Chromadorea; Rhabditida; Onchocercidae
Product: Glycosyl hydrolases family 38 protein
Exons: 18
Coding region: 1-2649 (882 amino acids)
Biological process (GO): protein deglycosylation; mannose metabolic process; N-glycan processing
Cellular component (GO): Golgi membrane
Molecular function (GO): alpha-mannosidase activity; carbohydrate binding
Source: RefSeq, a predicted model, not a curated record